This is a messenger RNA of Dibothriocephalus latus, 1260 nucleotides long. NCBI's taxonomy places the organism in Eukaryota, Metazoa, Platyhelminthes, Cestoda, Diphyllobothriidea, Diphyllobothriidae. The record is from the annotation of a GenBank genome assembly.
AUGUGCCACCUAUGUACGUCAAUGCAACCCUUCCGAGACAUUGCUCCUGUAACUCAUAACGGUUUUUCGAACAGUAUUCUUCAGACAAAUCAAUCAGACUCCUCUCUCAAUCCCCUCUUCCAAAAAUUUGAUACUUUCCGGGGUAAUAUGGCCAUAACGACUGAUAUGUACGUCAAUCAGCACAGUCGUCACCCCCAUAGUGCAUCCCAUCUUGGACAUCCUUUACAAUACCAUCACGGAAGCCAUCCUCAAGGCCUUCAUAAUAUCUCAAACCCCUCCAACUGCCACGUACCAUCUAAUGGAUUUCCUCAAAUGGUGCGAGUUUGGGACGUCUGGGCUCAUAACUUCCAAGAAGGUAUGCGACUUGUCCGGAGGCUAGCACGAAACUCGCGUUUUGUCGCUGUUGACACCGAAUUCCCUGGCGUCGUCGCGAAGGUUUUUGGGGAGUAUACAAACAGUUUUGAGCAGGCGUACCACAACAUCAAGGUCAAUAUUGACAUGUUGCGGCCUAUCCAGAUCGGUUUCAGCUUCUUUGGUGAACGUGGUCAAUCCGUGGAUUUAGUUUCUACCGUCCAAUUUAAUCUCAAAUGGAACGUCGACAACGAGACGCACGCAGCCGACUCUAUUCAGCUCCUGGAGUUGUGUGGGAUUGACUUCGAAAAGCUAAAAAUGAACGGAGUGGAGCUCCAGGAGUUUGCAGAGGCUUUCCUCGCCAGUGGUCUGGCUCUCAACGAAAACAUAACCUGGAUUGGCUUUCAUAGUGCUUAUGAUUUUGCGUACAUGAUGAAAAUUUGUACGGACUGGCUUAAGAUGCCGGAGAAUUUCGUCGAGUUUCAGAAGAUGUUGACCAUCUUUUUCCCGCGCAUAAUUGAUCUGAAAGCCAUGAUGAACGAGCACAAGUUCCUCAAAGGUGGUCUUCAGGAACUUGCUGAUGCACUACACGUCCCUCGAAUAGGUUUGCAGCACCAAGCCGGCAGUGACGCCAUGUUGACCGGGGAGACCUUCUUCCGAUUUCUAGAGGAACAUUCUGAUGGAAAGUUGGAAUCCCACAUAGUCAACUUAGUCUAUGGACUUAAUUACUGUCCUAAUGGCUCAACAAACACCUUCAUGCAUGUUAACGGAUCGAGCCCCGUGCCAGAAAUGAACGGGUUUUACGCAAAUUCCUGCAUACCUAUCACCCAACGCAACAAAACCCACAGCGCUGACCACUCUGGCAGAACCUCUCCCGAAGGCUCCAUGAGUGGACACAAGAGCAGUUGA